This is a messenger RNA of Capsella rubella, 1694 nucleotides long. RefSeq names its product G-box-binding factor 3. Gene Ontology annotation, biological process: regulation of DNA-templated transcription. The record is from RefSeq and is a predicted model, not a curated record. The coding region runs from base 230 to 1366 and encodes 378 amino acids. Gene Ontology annotation, cellular component: nucleus. NCBI's taxonomy places the organism in Eukaryota, Viridiplantae, Streptophyta, Magnoliopsida, Brassicales, Brassicaceae. Gene Ontology annotation, molecular function: DNA-binding transcription factor activity; sequence-specific DNA binding. The transcript has 12 exons.
GUCCCUCCCAUCAGAAAAAGAAAACGCAACUCUUAGAGAGAGAGAGAGAAAGAUGAAAAUGCGUUUAAUUGCUGUUUAGGUUUCGAAUUAGCGAUUUAAAAUUUCUGGGUUUCUGUCUGUUUAAGCUGCUUCUUCUUCAUCUUCUGCUUACGUUUCUCCUAAGAACUUUCGGAUUCUCGAAGCAAGAGUCAUUGUUCUUCUCUUGAGUGGGAAAUAAAAACUUAAAACCAUGGGAAAUAGCGAGGAACCAAAGCCUACCAAAUCAGGCAACAAGCCAUCUUCACCACCGGAUCAAACAAACGUUCAUGUCUACCCUGAUUGGGCUGCUAUGCAGGCAUAUUAUGGUCCACGAGUUGCAAUGCCCCCUUAUUACAAUUCAGCUAUGGCUGCAUCUGGUCAUCCUCCUCCCCCUUACAUGUGGAAUCCUCAGCAUAUGAUGUCACCCUAUGGAGCACCCUAUGGAGCUGUUUACCCGCAUGGAGGAGGAGUUUACGCUCAUCCUGGAAUUCCCAUGGGAUCACAGCCGCAAGGUCAAAAGGCUCCACCUUUAACGACUCCGGGGACGCAUUUGAGCAUCGACACUCCUACUAAAUCUACAGGGAACACAGACAAUGGAUUGAUGAAGAAGCUGAAAGAGUUUGAUGGACUUGCUAUGUCUCUAGGAAAUGGGAAUCCUGAAAUUGGUGCAGAUGAACAUAAACGGAACAGCUCAGAAACGGAUGGGUCAAGUGAUGGAAGUGAUGGGAAUACAACUGGGGCUGAUGAACCGAAACUUAAAAGAAGUCGAGAGGUAACUCCAACAAAAGAUGGGAAACAAUUGGUUCAGUCGAGCUCAUUUCGUUCUGUUUCUCCGUCAAGUGGUGAUACCGGCGUAAAAGUUGUUCAAGGAGCUGGAGCUAUAAUCUCCCCUGGUGUAAGUGCAAAUUCCAACCCCUUCAUGUCACAAUCUUUAGCCAUGGUUCCUCCUGAAACUUGGCUUCAGAACGAGAGAGAAUUGAAACGGGAACGAAGAAAACAGUCUAAUCGAGAAUCAGCUAGAAGGUCAAGAUUGAGGAAACAGGCCGAGACCGAAGAACUUGCUAGAAAAGUCGAAGCCCUGACAGCUGAAAACAUGGCAUUAAGAUCUGAACUAAACCAACUUAAUGAGAAAUCUGAUAAACUAAGAGGAGCAAAUGCAACCUUGUUGGACAAACUGAAAUGCUCGGAACCCGAGAAGAGUGUCCCCGGAAAUUUGUUGUCUAGAUAUAAGAACUCAGGAGCUGGAGACAAGAACAAGAACCAAGGAGACAAUGAUUCUAACUCUACAAGCAAAUUGCGUCAACUGCUUGAUACAAAGCCUCGAGCUAAUGCUGUAGCCGCGGGCUAAUCGAUCAUGAUUUGAGUGUCGAUUGCUACCUAAUUUGUCGACAUAAACAAAGAAAACAAAUGCUGCUAAUUUCAGAAAACUUGAUAGAUAGUAUAGUAGAUUGAGGAUGAUGAUUGAUCCAUAAACUUUCGGAGAGGGAGAAAGAAGCUUUUCCUCCGGAAGAAAAAAUUUGAUGUUCUGGUUGUUAAUAUAGAGAAGUUUUUUUUUUUUUUUUUUUUUUUUGGUUAUAAAUGGCUUCCUUUUUCUGCAUUUAGGCAUGAUGUAAUUUUACUGUGAAAGAUAACUUUGAACAUAUAAAAUGUUUUUGCAAUCAAUCUUGAUUUCUUGA